CUACCAAAAAGAAAAAAACUCAUUCUUUAAAAUUUGGGAACUUGACCCGCCGCCGACACCGGCCGGCGAAUCCAGUAGAACAGCGACGGCGAUUUCUCCGUCCAAAAGCAGAAGAAACCGAUUCAUCUACUUCCCACAAAGAUAAAAUACUCUUCCUUUCUUGAUUCAUAGCGACGCUGAUUGUAUUCAUGAACGAUUCCACUUCAUCUCCAAUCUCAGUCAAGGGGGGACGAGAAAGUUACCUCCAUGAUCACACCAGCACCAAUUACCAGAUUGGAAGCACUUCUGGAAGCUUCCAGAACGAGGGUUUCCUCGACGGAAUCAGCAGUGACUCCGAAUUCUCCUUCACCCGGACUGGGUUUCGUCAGACUCCCUUGGUCGGGACCGUCGAGACCUACGAUCGUCAUGUCUUCCUCUGCUACAAGAAUCCUCAGGUUUGGCCUCCUCGUAUUGAAGCCUCUGAAUUCGAUCGUUUGCCUAGGCUUCUGUCUUCAACUCUUGCCUCCAGGAAAGCCCAGAUGAAGAAAACGACACGGUUAACCAUAUGCGAGGGGCACGAUGGAACCGAGACAUCAAAUGGCGAUGUAUUAAUCUUUCCAGACAUGAUCAUAUACAGGAGAUUGACACACUUUGACGUUGAAAUGUUUGUUGAAGAAGUUCUGGUAAAGGACGGAGAUUGGCUUCCUGGAAUUCCUGAGUCCCUAAGGGGCUUCUAUGUUUUCGUUUGUGCUCAUGGGUCCAGGGACCAGCGUUGUGGUGUUUGUGGACCACCCCUGAUCGCUAGAUUUAGAGAAGAUGUAGAAUUACGCGGCCUUCAGAAUAAACUGUCGGUUAGCCCAUGCUCCCACAUUGGAGGACAUAAAUAUGCAGGGAAUGUGAUCAUAUUUGGACCAACCAUGGAUGGGAAUGUAACUGGUCAUUGGUAUGGGUAUGUAACACCUGACGAUGUGCCUUUGUUGCUAGAACAUCAUAUUGGGAAGGGAGAAAUUGUUGAUUAUCUUUGGAGGGGACAGAUGGGUUUAUCAGAAGAAGAUCAGAAGACAGCCCAGGAGACUAGACUCAAACAAAACGGAUUGGCGAGUUUUGGAAGAAGCAUGAAUAAAUCCGAAACUGGAUCGACUAAUAGUUGUUGCCAAACAAAUGGAAGGCGCCUCUAUUGCUGUCAGAAUACCUCAUCCCAAGAAAAAACAAACGGAAGUGGCAGAAACAACGAGAAAAGGACAAAGACAAGAUCCGAGAAUGAUGAUAACAAUAAAAGUACAAGUAAAAAGAGGAGCAGUUAUAGUAGAAAAGUUUUUACUAGAAGAAUCUGCAACAUGCCUACUUGGUUCGAGAGCUGGGAGCGUGAUGACACUUAUGCCACUCUUUCUGUUGUUGUUGCUGCGGUUUCAGUUGCAUUCGCAUAUGGCUACUAUAAGCGGAUGAACUAGAUUUGGGUUAAUGGGUAUAGUUAGACAAUAAUAUGUAUAUAUUCUUAUCAAUUAGAAUUUGAUAUAAAAUGAACAUGUUCAGUCUU
This is a messenger RNA of Impatiens glandulifera, 1516 nucleotides long. RefSeq lists its product as uncharacterized. The transcript has 5 exons. The record is from RefSeq and is a predicted model, not a curated record. NCBI's taxonomy places the organism in Eukaryota, Viridiplantae, Streptophyta, Magnoliopsida, Ericales, Balsaminaceae. Bases 189 to 1430 code for a protein of 413 amino acids.